AUGGCCGAAGACAGCAGCAUGGACGACUCGCUUGAGGUCUUCAAACAAAGAAGCCGUAUGGCUCGCUGGCGACAGUAUCUGUCAGAAGAUGCGAACAAACAAUGGGGAGAUUUGAUCUUGAUUGUCGCUUGUUUCAUCUCAGGCCUGGUUGACAGUGCUGUCUUCAACGUCUGGAGCUGCUUCGUGAGCAUGCAAACCGGAAACACUGUAUAUGUUGGUUUGGGCAUGUCUGGCCAACCGCUCAGUCAGCCAUAUCGAUGGGUGAAGUCUGGCACGGCAAUCCUCAGUUUCUGCUUGGGGACCUUCUUCUUCAGCCGCGUCUGUCGUUACCUUGGACCGCUUCGCCGGGGUACCCUGAGUGGCUCGUGCCUCUUCCAGGCUCUGCUCUGCUUCAUCAGCGGGAUCCUCGUGGUCAGCGAUGUGGUGCCCAAUGAUGCCGGUACCCAACUACCCUACAACUACAUCGUCCUGCUGCCUCUGGGCCUCCUCUCAUUCCAAUCCGCCGGUCAAAUCGUGAUGAGCAGGAUGUUGCUGUACAACGAACUGCCAACAGUUGUCCUGACAAGUACCUACUGCGACCUGAUGUUCGAUCCGACCCUGUUUACGGCACCCAUCACUCAGAAUCCCAAGCGCAACCGCAGAUUUGUGUCGGCCGUGGCGCUCCUCCUCGGAGCUGGACUCGGCGGGGUUCUGACGGAGGGUGGAGAUAUUUCUAGGCCAUUAUGGAUCGCUGGAGGCACCAAAGUCGUGAUGGCCGUGGUGUGGCUCUUUUGGAGGGCCGAAGGAUCAAUCAGGCUGGAGUGA
This is a messenger RNA of Fonsecaea nubica, 804 nucleotides long. RefSeq lists its product as hypothetical. The coding region runs from base 1 to 804 and encodes 267 amino acids. NCBI's taxonomy places the organism in Eukaryota, Fungi, Ascomycota, Eurotiomycetes, Chaetothyriales, Herpotrichiellaceae. The transcript has 2 exons. The record is from RefSeq and is a predicted model, not a curated record.